AUGGCAACCACAAAUCCGGACAUUUUUUCAGUCGCAUUUUCGGAGCACUUGCACGACAUCUAUGUAUACUUGUGCAAGAGCAAAAAGGCUUCGAAGAAAGUUUCACCACCAGGUGACGUAUCCAGGGAGGGGGAGGUUCGACGUCGUUUGGUUAAGGGCAAACGUCCUGCACCAAGACCUUCAGCAGGCAAUGACGAGUUGGGCGAGGCAGGCACGGAGUUUACGCGGAUUCUACGUCGUUUGGUGGCAAGUGGUGCAACCGAAAGUCCCCAUGCACGCCCUGUUGCUACUGCAAAGGCACUGGGAAAGAAACGCGCCGAUCCCGCUGGCGAAGAAAAGCGAGGCCGUUACUCAGCUCACGAGUUAGAUCAAGUCAAAGAGCUGUCCGACACCAUUGUCGCAUCGGAUGCUCUUUCACUAUUCUCGUUAUUCCGCCGCCUCUUUCAAACAUCGGUGUUCCUAUGCUAUCCCAUUCUAUCAUGUCAGGCCAAUGCUUGCCCCCCGUUCACGCGCCUUAUUCCACCGCCUCUUACAAACAUCGGAGGCAGUUCUCGCGCUAAUCUUUCAGACCAAUGCUGCCCGCCGUUUGAGCUGGUUAUUCCGGGACCUCUAUCGCUUGCGCACACUCCGAUCCACCUUUUUGAUCACAACAAUGCUCUGGAUACCCCUGGCAGUAAUGCGAUAGUCAACACCGCAGCCCUUCAAGUCGCUGCUUGCGGUAGCCAAUCCAGGAAAACGCUUCCCUCUAUUGUCAAUCUCACCGCACCUACGUCUCUCUCUCUUUUGGCAGGAACCCGAAUGCCAAUGCCUAGUUUAAGGUAUCAGCUAAGUUCUUCACUAUGGCUACCACUGAUGGAGCGCAACAUUCACCCUGACACGCCUAACAUGCAACAACAUUUCCCUUCGGAACCUCGUCAACUUCGCUCUCGUAAGCCUGUUGUCGUUCCACCCCCCGUGGUGGGUAGAGGCAAUGCUUCCACCAAGGUUAGAGACUCCUCUGCCACCGUUUGCCACGUCGUUAAAAUAUUAUUGCAGAAGGGAGCAGUGAAGGCGGCACAAAGCACACAAAACGAUAGUGUGACAGAUGCUGAGACUGGCGGCGAUGUCGUCGGGAAGACUGCACCAACUCAGGCCACAGGCCUUCAUACCCGAGUCAGGAAGGUCACUGAUGCUGUAGUCAACACCACCGUCGACGAUGCUCCUACACCGGCUGCUGCUCAACCUAGUCGGGCCAAAAAAAAUAAAGCCAAGCCUGUAAAGAAGAAUCUACCGAGUCAGUCGGACCCCAAAAACUCGGAGGCUGUAGUCAACACCGCCGUCGACGACGCCCCUACUCCGGCACGUUCCAGGCCUAGUCGGGCCAAAAAAAACAAGUCCAAGGCAGAAACAAAAAUUCUACCAAGUGAUUCUGAACCCGAAAAGUCUGCGGACAACAUCAGGAUCAUGGACAACCAAGAUGGGAACGACGCCAAUCAGUUGCUGGAUUCCGAUCAACUGAAGGGGAUCGUUGACGACGGAAAAAACCCCUUCGUCGACAAUGACUCCACUGAUGCGGUCCCUGGAGGGAGUGGUGCGGCGUCUGGGACUGGGACCAACUCGGCUCUGGUCAAGCUCAGUCUGAAAAAGUCAUUCUGCAUGUAUGGCCUCAAGCAAGUGGUGGAGAAGAUUGCUGAUCCAGACGCAACACCUACGCAGGAACUUAUAUCCCACGCCAAUCGAGUCAUAGACAAUCUGACCGUAGCGGCUGAAGACGUGUUCUUUAACAGAGAUCCGAAGAUCCAGCAAUCUUAUCUGGAGAACUCCAUGCCUGCACGCCGCGCUGACAGUAUGGGGGGCAAGGGGUUGUCUGGUUCGAUUGGCUUCGGCCUGCCGUUGUCCGUCCAGGCCACAUUGACUUCUGCAUCUGUCAGAGUUUCUCCCCCAAUGGAGGGCACGUUUUCAAUCAAGUCAACUCUCAUUCCGACAAAUGAUUCGUCUGGUAUCUUUCCCUCUUCACCCAUUCCUGGCCCCACUCAGGCUGAGCCUCGUUCCCGUGGCCUAUACACGUUACAGAACAGGCCCGACGUACCCUCGCUCCUUCUUGUUGAUCCUACAUUGGCCUAUCGUGAACCCAAGACCCCUGACCCGGCGUCCAGUGAUGACGAAUUCGAUUCGACGAUGCCAUCAGAUGAUAAGAUGCCCCUCCCUCCGCCGUCAUCUCUUCCGCAUCCAGUUACGGUUUACUUCUGCCGUAUUGGCAGAGUCAUGGAAGGGAUGGGUUAUAUCGGACAUCGAUCGAGAAUUCGGCUAGCCACCGAUGCUCACCCUGCCCACCAGUAUACCAAGUAUACUUGCUGGCACAAUCGGGCGAGUGAACGAUGGGAGGCUCUCCCCGAAGGCUACACCACCGAUCCCCCUCCUGCGACGAACCGUCUUGGCGAGGUGGAGGUAUGGUGGGAGGAAGCGGAGAUAUUGGCAAGGCAUCGGGCUAAACGCUUGGCGGCAAAGAAAGCACAGUCUAGUGCACAACCAGAGUCAGGGGGCGAAGCUGAGUCAGGCGACGAUCCAGAGUUGGGUGAUGAAGCAGGGUCAGGCGACGAAGCAGAGACGGGCGACGAUGGACACGAAACAGACGCAGAGCACGAAGCAGAAGGGGGCCAGGAGGCAGACGCAGAGCACGAAGCAGAAGGGGGCCAGGAGGCAGAGUCAAGCCAUCGGAGACGCCAACCUGCCCACAUCAUCCAUGGCAAUCAACUUCCUCAGGCACAGUGCAUACCAGACGACGAACCAGACUCAGAGGCCGACUUACAGAUUGACCACCAACGUCCUGGGUACAGGACAGAGUCUACAUUGACGCCCAGUGACUAUAGUGAGUCCACGAAGGCAAAAUUGAAGCAACGUGAACAUGCUCAAAAGAAUCGGGGACCUGGACACGACGAGAUGAACACUGAGGAGGAGGAGGCUGAUGACGAAAGGAUAAUGAAGGAAGCCGAUGAACAGGAUGACCGUCGUCGAAUCAAGAGCCAGGGCAUUCAGUAG
This is a messenger RNA of Laccaria bicolor S238N-H82, 3018 nucleotides long. RefSeq lists its product as uncharacterized. The coding region runs from base 1 to 3018 and encodes 1005 amino acids. The record is from RefSeq and is a predicted model, not a curated record. The transcript has 21 exons. NCBI's taxonomy places the organism in Eukaryota, Fungi, Basidiomycota, Agaricomycetes, Agaricales, Hydnangiaceae.